Molecule: messenger RNA, 702 nt
Organism: Gordionus sp. m RMFG-2023
Lineage: Eukaryota; Metazoa; Nematomorpha; Gordioida; Chordodea; Parachordodidae
Product: CCHC-type zinc finger nucleic acid binding protein-like
Exons: 1
Coding region: 1-702 (233 amino acids)
Molecular function (GO): nucleic acid binding; zinc ion binding
Source: RefSeq, a predicted model, not a curated record
AUGUGUAGUUUAAUCCUGGGAAGAAGGAUUAGGAAAAGCCGAAGUGUGAGGAUAAAGGGACAAACUUUGACAAUUGAAGGACACAAUGGAGAGGAAGAUAUGAUGGGCCGAGUUACAUGGUUACCACUGCAGGAAUUAAUCAAAGGAUGGACUGAUAGUGAAGUCGAAGGAGUAAAUAGAAAUGAAAGGGUAAAUAACCCUGAGAGUGGAAUUCGGUACAGAGGAUAUGGAUACAAUCAAAUAUUGGAUCCAUAUAAAGGAUCAAGAGAGAAUUCACAAGGGAGACGAAUGGAAAUGAGAUCGGGGUUUGAUUCACGAGGAAGAGAAAAUAUGAAUUUGAGUUGUUAUAAUUGUGGGAGACAGGGUCAUAUGGUGAGAGAUUGUCGGGAAAGUAAAUGUUUUGAAUGUGGAAAAUUUGGACAUAUAGCCCCGUAUUGUCCGGGAAAACGAGAGAAAUUGCGUUGCGCUGGUUGCGGAAGAUUUGGACACAAUAAAGAAGAGUGUAAUACUGGAAAUUUUGACACAAAAGGGGGUUUUACACCGAGAGGAAUGGGUCAAAAUACUACAAACGUGCGGACUAUUGGGAGUGAGAAAAUUGCAAAGAUUAUGGUGCCUAAAAUAGAAGAAACCAAAGAGCAGAAAAUGGAGUGCUUUAGAUGCCGGAAAAUGGGACAUGUGGCGAGAGAAUGCGGAAAUUUGUGA